AUGAUUUUGAUUUAUAUUUUGCGUAGUGAUCGCUAUUACGGUAUUAAUGAAGCUUUACUUUCAUCAGCAUUUGGAAAUGUUAAAUAUGUUUUUAUUGCAUUACCAUUUGAUUUACUUGUUACAGCUCUAUUUUAUUUUGAUCAUAAAGUUUCAAGUUUAACAACUCAAGCUAAACAUUAUCCAUUACGAAAACAGGCAGAAUUUCAUUGGGAUUUUUUUUAUUACGAUGGACAAUAA
Rotaria sp. Silwood2 is the source of this 237-nucleotide messenger RNA. The record is from the annotation of a GenBank genome assembly. Lineage: Eukaryota; Metazoa; Rotifera; Eurotatoria; Philodinida; Philodinidae.